AUGGAUGUAGCUAUUCUAGGCGAUAUCAUUGGUGAAAUCCUCGACGGAAUACCCUCCCUCAAAACAACAUGCUCACGUAUUGGGCUGUUGUCAAAAGACAUUGAUCAACUCGAAAAGCUUCUUAAAGAGAUCAAAGACGAGUUCCCAAGAGAGUGGCAGUACCACGCCCCAGGUGAUGAUCUGCUUUCGCUGCAAAAGGAGCUUAAGCCUGCGGUCAACGAUUUGACCGAUUUGGUGGAGGAACUCUCCGCCGCUGACUUGCGUCGGGAGAGUGACCCUGACCCAUCCCUUUUUUGGAGAUUUCUCUACGUGGUGAUGGAUUACUCGAUUGUCUUCAUAUCGAGCCCUACUCGGAAUCGACUCAGACUCGCUCACAAAAUCAAGAAAGUCAUAGAGGAUCUCCAAGACGUUCCGAGCAAGGUGAAAGGUUUGCUCCCAUCUGAAGAAGCAUGGAAGAAGGGGAGAAAGCUGGACCCUGGAUUUGAUUUAGAAGUGGUUGGGAGAGAAAAGGAAAAGAAGGAAAUCAUAGAUCAACUUAUCUUGCUCCGGACCAAAACUUCUGUUCCUGCAGUUACCAUUGUGGGGGUCGCAGGAAUAGGGAAGACAAAACUUGCACGGUUCGUCUGCGAGGAUGAGGAAGUCAAAGUUCUCUUUGGCUUUCCGAUUUGGGUUCCUGGUAUCCGCGACACUUUUGAUGUGAAAUCCAUUGUAAGAUUUGUCAUUGAAUCAGCUGCAGCAAGAGCAGAAGCAGACAAGAAAUUCUUCAUAAUUCUGGAUUAUGAUUUGAGAGUUGAGAUUCGUGAUGAAGAUCUCACGGCGUUGAAGCGCAACUUAGAGGAGGCUGCAGGUCUAUCUGUUGGGGCUUUACUGAUAACAACACGUAGCAGUAGUCUUGUUGCCAGGAAUAUUGGUUCUAGCUCGUUUAAGCCAUAUGCUUUGCAGGGGCUUGAUGAAGACGAAUCUUGGAAUUUGUUUAAGGCAACUUGGAAUAUUGCUGCUAGCUCGGUUGAGCCUCUUGCUUUGCAAGGGCUUAAUUUGGAGGAUUCGAGUAUCAUGCGAGAUAUCAGAACAAAGAUUGUGGUGCAGUGUGGAGGAGUCCCUCUCGCGAUAAUAACCAUGGCAAGGUUGCUUCACUCUCGUCGUUCCCAAUUUGAAGAAGAAAUUAAAGCAGAAAAAGUAGAUGAAUUGACGAAGGAGUUUCAACAAGAGCUAGCGUAUUCGUACUAUUGCUUCACACAUCGUCACAAACUGUGUUUUGCUUAUUGUUCCUUGUUUCCUAAAGAUUAUGUUAUUGACCCUGAGACAUUAAUUCAUCUCUGGAUGGGGGAAGGAUUUCUCAGCAGUCCCUCGAUUCCAAACCCAGAAGAAACUGGUCGUGGGUAUUUCCGCGAUUUCCUUGAGAGGUCUAUUUUCCAAGACUUGAAAACAGACGAGUUUAAUGUUGUGAGAAGCUGCAGAAUGCACCCACUAAUGCAUGACAUAGCAAGGUUCGUCACCGAUCUGUCCGAUCAGAAGGAGAACAUUACCGUGGAUCCAGAAGGGCAACAAGUUCACGACGGAGUCCUGCGAGCCUCAUUUGAUUUCAGCUUAGACGUUUCGGGCGGAAUUCCAGCUUCCCUUUUUGACGAGGCAAAGAAACUGAGGACCAUUCUAUUGGUAGCCAAGACACAGACGCGACUACCACAGGAGUUGAAGAUGAGCACGUCAACUUGUGAAAAGAUCUUCGACAGCUUUAAGAGCCUGCGUAUGUUGGAUCUCCAUGACUUGGGACUCAAGAAAGUGCCCAACUCUAUUGGGGAGCUGAAGAACUUAAGGUAUCUAAAUCUGUCCCUGAAUAACAUGGAGAAGCUCCCCGGUUCUAUUACCCAGCUUUCCCUCUUGCAGACGUUGAAACUGUCUCAGUGUCACCUGCUCAAAGAAUUGCCAAAGAACUUUGAGGAUCUAAUUAGCCUCAGGCAUCUUGACAUAGAGGGAUGUCUGGGUCUCACUCACAUGCCUGCCAAAAUAGACAAGCUGAGUUCUCUACAGACAUUGUCACUUUUUGUGGCUAGCAAGAGCUACCCCAUGGGAGGCCUUGGGGAACUCACGAGUCUCAACAACUUGAGGGGGAACUUGGAAAUUUGGCAUCUUGAGCGACUGAAAUCCCCUGCAUCGCAAGAACGGUAUUUGAAAGGGAAACAACACCUUCAGCACCUGACAUUAAGAUGGAAUCACGAGGAUGAGCAGGCUAAAGGCACAGACAAGGAUUCACUGGCAUGUCUUGAGCCACAUGAAAAUCUCACAGUGCUAUUUGUUGUGGGUUACAAUGGUCCCACUUUUUCUGAUUGGCUCUCUUCCAUUCAACACCUUGUUAAGUUCAGCUUGAACGACUGUCCCCAGUGCCAAUUUCUCCCACCACUGGAUCAGCUCCCAUUCCUCAGGGUUCUCGAACUUCGGAGGUUGGACAAUCUGGAUUUCAUUGCUGAAAACUCUGACAAUACCAGUGGUGAUAAUGAAGGCUCCUCUUCAUCUAUUUCCAAUAAAUGUAAACCAUUCUUUCCAUCCUUGAAGGAACUUAUAAUCUCGGAUUGCCCUAAACUCAGAAGUUGGUGGAGAGAGGAGAAAAGGGAAGAAGAUAGACAAUCCUUUGCCUGCAUUUCCAAACUAAAUAUCCAAAGCUGCCCUAAGCUAGAUUGCAUUCCCCGUUAUCCUCAUCUCGAUGAAGAGCUGGUCCUGGUGAAUUCCAGCGUAAGAUCAACGUGGGACACAGCGCGUGCUAAAACUUCGGAAGCCUCUGUUCCCUUCUCCAAAUUGAAGUCCAUGCAAAUUGCGCGUAUUGAACAAUUCCCACAAGAUAGUUGGCUUGAAAACUUCACUUCCCUUGAGAACCUUCACAUUCGAGAGUGUUCUCACUUAAAGUCUCUACCCCAAGGUUUCCAGAGUCUGAGUUCGCUCCAGCAUCUCACAAUUGAGAGAUGUCCAGCGUUAACUUCUCUGCCCGAGAGCAUAGGCAACCUCAAAUCACUUGAUAGACUGGUGAUUUCUGAAUGCAACGAUUUGACUUCACUUCCCAAAGAAAUGGAAAAUCUCAAAUCUCUGAAUACCUUGAUCAUUUUGGACUGCGCCUACCUAUUGCCAAGGUGUCAGCCGAAAACCGGCGAUGAUUGGCCACAAAUUUCUCAUAUACCACAUAUCCAGGUGAAGGUAACUUCUCAAGACUUCUAGGACUUGAGAAAUCAAGCGAAGACUGGUUCAGCUUGUUCUUGCGGGUUUUUUUAAGGAGGGAGAAGAUGAUGGAUGC
This is a messenger RNA of Gastrolobium bilobum, 3280 nucleotides long. RefSeq names its product putative disease resistance protein RGA3. The record is from RefSeq and is a predicted model, not a curated record. Lineage: Eukaryota; Viridiplantae; Streptophyta; Magnoliopsida; Fabales; Fabaceae. Gene Ontology annotation, molecular function: protein binding; ADP binding. Gene Ontology annotation, biological process: defense response to other organism. The transcript is spliced from 2 exons. Bases 1 to 3204 code for a protein of 1067 amino acids.